AUGAUAAGGUGUACUGAGAGGGAGAGACUUGCUCUUCUGGAUUUCAAACAAGGCCUUGUGGAUUACCAUGGAGUUCUGUCUUCUUGGGGAAGUGAUGAUGAAUGUUGUAAUUGGUUGGGUGUUCACUGCAACAACAACACCGGUCAUGUAACCAUGCUUGAUCUCAAUGCCCAUAAUCUGAAUUCAUAUCUGAGUGUCCUCAAGUUUAGUCCAUCUCUACUUGAACUGAAGCAUUUGAAUUAUCUGGACCUUAGUUACAAUGAUUUUCAAGGGAGUCGUAUCCCCGAAUUCAUUGGUUCUUUUAAGAGAUUACGUGUCUUGAGUCUUAUGGAUGCUGAGUUCAGUGGUACAAUUCCUCCACAACUAGGGAACCUUACAAAUCUUCGAGUUCUAAAUAUUUCUGAAUAUUAUUAUAAUUUGAAAAUGGAAAAUCUUGAGUGGCUCUCUCAUCUUUCCUCUCUAAGAUCUAUUUAUCUAAGAGAUGUUGACAUUGAUUUAAUUGAGUCAUCAAAAUCCAGAGUCACCCUCCCUCCUUUCCUUGAGGAACUACAGUUGCAACACUGCGAACUCCAUGGGUCUUUGCCUUUCUCGCUGAAUUCUUCUUCUCCAUUUCUUUCUGUUGUUGAUUUUUCUUACAACUAUAUCAACACUUCUUCGGUAUUCCACUUGUUGCGCAAUGCAAGCAAAAAACUCGCUACCAUCGACCUCUCAGGAAAUUACUUUGAUCAUGCAUUUGGAGACAUGGAAAUUCUUGAGAACCUUUAUCUUGAUUCUAUUAUCACGGAGGAUGCUGGAAUUUCAAAAUCUUUUUGGAAUUUAACUCAUCUUCGAAUACAAGUCUCUACAAAUCUUAGACUUAUUGAGAGUGAAUUCACUGGUGAACUCCCUGCAGAUCUCAGCACCAGAUUUACAUCUUUGAGAGAAUUGCGCGCAAAUAAUAACCAGCUAAAUGGAUCAAACUUCCGACUACCUUCAGGUCUUGAAUAUUUAGAUUUGUCGAACAAUCAAAUUACAGGACAAAUUCCAGAUCUAUCACAUGCUUCGUCCUUAAGAGUGCUUGAUCUUUCAGAAAAUCAAAUUACAGGACAAAUUCCUGAUCUAUCACAUGCUUUGUCCUUAAGAGAGUUAUAUCUCUAUGGAAAUCAAAUUACAGGACAAAUUCCUGAUCUAUCACAUACUUUGUCCUUAAGAGAGUUACAUCUCUAUGGAAAUCAAAUUACAGGACAAAUUCCUGAUCUAUCACAUGCUUUGUCCUUAAGAGUGUUAUAUGUCUCUGGAAAUCAAAUUACAGGACAAAUUCCUGAUCUAUCACAUGCUUUGUCCUUAAGAGUGAUAUAUGUUUCUGAAAAUCAAUUACAAGGGGGCUUACCAGAGACUAUAGGGAAGCUAUCAAAGCUUGAAGAAUUGCAUGCCUCAUCAAACCUGUUAGAAGGAGAUGUAACUGAAGCCCACUUCUCAAAACUUGCCAACCUUCAAUUCUUGGAUUUAUCCAAUAAUGUAGCCUUGUCUUUCAACUUGAGCAAUAAUUGGAUUCCUGCUUUUCAGCUCAGAUUUUUAUUUUUGGCAAAGUGCAAAGUAGGGCCUCAAUUUCCAAAAUGGUUACAAACUCAGAGCAAAUUAUUAGAAAUUGAUAUUUCGUUUGGUGGUAUUUCCGAUAUAAUACCCAAUUGGUUUUGGAACAUGUCCCAGAGUUAUUACUCCUUGAAUUUGUCAUACAACAACAUUGGAGGGAGAUUGCCGCACUUCUUACCUACUAUCGUUGAUUUGGGUUCUAAUAACUUUUGGGGUCCGAUACUCAUAAAUCUUCAAGCAGCUUCUUUACUUCAUCUCUCAAAUAAUAAGUUUGUUGGGUCAAUUUCCUUCUUAUGCUCAAUUAGCUCGGCUAUUUCUUCUAUUGAUCUUUCAUAUAAUCAACUCUCUGGUGAAAUUCCUGAUUGUUGGAAUAAGAAUUUUGUUUUUGAAUUGUCUAUUCUCAACCUUGCAAAUAACUGUUUCUCGGGGAAGGUUCCACACUCUUUAGGCUCCCUAUUAAAACUUGAGUCAUUGCACUUGAGAAACAACAAUCUUACUGGGGAAUUGCCUUCCUCACUUCAAAAUUGCACAUCAAUGAGUGUUGUUGAUUUUGGAGGAAAUAAGUUUACAGGAAGAAUUCCAUCAUGGAUUGGGGGAUCUUUGAAAAAUUUGCUCAUUGUUAGCCUUCGACAUAACAAGUUCUACGGGAACGUGCCUUCAAGUAUUUGUCAUCUCAAAAGCAUACAAAUCUUGGAUCUUUCUAAGAACAAAUUGACAGGGAAAAUUCCACCGUGCUUCAACAAUUUUACUUAUCUGAUGCAAAACAGCAGUUCUGUUGGAAGUACUACGAAGAAUCUAUGGGUGAACAGUUCAUCAUUUCUAGUCAGAAAUGGUUACUAUAUAGACAAUAUUUUGAUUCAGUGGAAAAACCAUGAGUGGGAAUAUAGGAAGCAAUUGGGACUCCUAAAAGCCAUUGAUCUUUCGAGUAAUCGACUGAUUGGAGAUAUUCCUGAGGAAUUUUCUACUCUCAAGGGAUUAAUUUUGUUAAACCUUUCAAAUAACCAUUUGACUGGAAAAAUUUUUGUGACAAUUUAUCAGAUGGAAAAUUUAGAGGUCCUUGAUCUAUCUCAGAAUCAACUCUCAGGUGAAAUUCCAGUUGGCCUAGCUCGUUUGAAUUAUCUUGAUGUUCUUGAUUUGUCGAACAACUUCUUGUCGGGCAAAAUCCCAACGGGCACUCAAUUGCAAAGCUUCAAAGUUUCUUCCUAUGCGGGAAAUAUUGGACUAUGUGGGGACCCACUUCCCAAAUGUUCGGCAAAUGUUCCUCCCCAACAUAAUAAAAUCGAUGACUACCAAGAAAGUGAUACUUUUCUAGACAGGGGUUUUUACAUAUCAAUGGUGUUGGGGUUCUCUCUUAGCUUUUGGGGAAUUAUGGUCACUUUGGUGCUCAAACACUCAUGGAGAAUUGCUUACUAUGAGUUCUUGAAUGAUGUCAAAGAUUGGCUCUAUGUGAAAGUGAAAAUAUAUUUGGGCAGGCUACAACAAAAGCUUAAGCGCACAAGAUGAUUCAAUGAAUGAGUGACAAGAGAUUGAUUAUGUGCAAAUUGGGAUUGAAUAAUAAGUGCAGCAUUACAGACCAUUUGGAUGAAGCACUCUGUUAGAAGCUAUGUACCUUUCCUCCAUUUGUUUUAUAGAAAAAAGUUUGUAUCAGUUUUUUCAAUAAUUCCUAUAUAUGUAUGUUACUAAAAUCUCAUAUGUUUCUCAAAUUCUAAGAUAAUGUAUUAUCAUCAUCUUCUUCAUUAUAUUCUAAUUAUCAAUGUUAUUGUGUUUGCUUGUUCUGCAUUUACAAUCCUGUGAAGAAACUACAUUAUUUCACCUUUUUUUGAAUAUAUUUUACUUAAUUUCUUGGAGUGUCUAUGUUUGAAGGGACAACCAUCAAGACAUCGGGAAAAAGUGGAGUUUGGGGCAAGAACCAAGUACCACAACAUCCACCAUUAUAUUAUGGGUGUGAUUGUCUCCUCUGCAAAUCACAUGGUUGUGGCUGUUAAGCGUGGUCCUAGUGUUAUAGUCAUAUCUCAACAUAAAAAUGUGUAAAUGGAGUUAUUCCAGUAACAUUUUGGUCUAGAUAAAAAAAAAAAGUUUAGAAAUUGAAAUUGAUGUGCACACAACAAUAAUUACUAUUCCCAUUACAAGCUUGGUGGGAGGGUCACGGCUAGAAUUAUUUUAAAUAAAAAGUUAUUUGUCAUUUUAUGAACUUU
Ipomoea nil (Japanese morning glory) is the source of this 3767-nucleotide messenger RNA. RefSeq names its product LRR receptor-like serine/threonine-protein kinase GSO1. The coding region runs from base 1 to 3075 and encodes 1024 amino acids. The record is from RefSeq and is a predicted model, not a curated record. Lineage: Eukaryota; Viridiplantae; Streptophyta; Magnoliopsida; Solanales; Convolvulaceae. Gene Ontology annotation, molecular function: protein binding. The transcript has 3 exons.